AUGGACCGGGUCGAGAACAAGGCCAGCAAAGAGAAGGCCAUGGGAAUGUUGAAAGCCAUAGAAGCCCAUCUCUUGAAAACGCUGAUGCUUACGAGCAAUCCACAGACAGCGAAGCACAAGGUCGAGGUCCUGGACAAGGAGAACUUCACCUACUGCUACUCAAUCAUCGAGGGCGAAAUGCUGGGCACCACCUUCGAGAAGAUCACCCAUGAGGUGAAGAUCAACGCGUUGCCUUUGGGAGGCUCGAUGUUGAAGUGCACGGACAGUUACUUCACCGCGGAGGAGAUCAACACCUGGAAAGAGAAGGUGUCCGCGAUGUACGAGGCCAUCGAGGCUAUCUCUUGGCAAACCCAAAAGGAGACAGGAAAAGGAGACAGGAAGAGUUUGAGUCACUCUGUUUGGAGCUAA
Messenger RNA from Eucalyptus grandis, 408 nucleotides. Its product is annotated as major allergen Pru av 1-like. Gene Ontology annotation, biological process: defense response; abscisic acid-activated signaling pathway. The record is from RefSeq and is a predicted model, not a curated record. The transcript is spliced from 2 exons. Gene Ontology annotation, cellular component: nucleus; cytoplasm. Lineage: Eukaryota; Viridiplantae; Streptophyta; Magnoliopsida; Myrtales; Myrtaceae. Gene Ontology annotation, molecular function: abscisic acid binding; protein phosphatase inhibitor activity; signaling receptor activity. Bases 1 to 408 code for a protein of 135 amino acids.